GAAUUGGGGUCAAUUCGACUUCCUGAUGUAAUAAUCUCAAAAAAAUACGAAGAUUCUGAUCACAAGUGGGAGUUUAGAUUUUCUGAGGUCAGUUAUGCCUCGUAUUUGUUUGAGGAAGAUCAUUAUCUUGAAGAUAUAACACGACAAGCCAAAUUUUCUAAGGACGAUUGGGAUCAUGGAUUGAAAUAUAUAAAAAGUUUUGAUGUACCUGAAGCUAAAGACAUUUGGGAUGAGUUUAAUCAUAUAAUGAUUCAUUUCUAUAAAACGACAAUAGACAUUUACGUUCUUGACCAUGAGAUGAAACUAUUCCACAGAAUGGUCUUAGUUAAAUCAAUAGAAAUACCAUUACUAAGCAAUAAUAGUAAUAUCGCAAUCGAGCAAGAAAAUAGAUUCAAUAAAUCAAUUAAUGAAUUAAAGG
Molecule: messenger RNA, 418 nt
Organism: Funneliformis geosporum
Lineage: Eukaryota; Fungi; Glomeromycota; Glomeromycetes; Glomerales; Glomeraceae
Source: the annotation of a GenBank genome assembly